Molecule: messenger RNA, 1468 nt
Organism: Leptosomus discolor (cuckoo roller)
Lineage: Eukaryota; Metazoa; Chordata; Aves; Leptosomiformes; Leptosomidae
Source: RefSeq, a predicted model, not a curated record
CGCUCCGACCCCCGCCUGCUCUCCCAGUUCUUCUUUGCCGACGAGAGGGUGACACGGGUGGUGGCCGAGAUCAACGGGCUGGAUGCCGAGCUGGACCCGCAGCAGUACCUGGUGCUCCUCAACCAGCUCCAUCUCAGCCAGGCUCAGCUGCUGGCCGUCCUGGAGCGGAUCAUGGAGGAGUGCAUCCCCACGCAGCGGCACAGCCGUGACUACCUGGUCAAGUUCCCCGAGGAGCUCUUGGUGGACAACCUGGGGAACCACAUGCUGUUUGCCGCCGAGUGUCUCCUGGCCGGGACCUUCCUGGAGCUGGAGGAGGCAGACGGGGUGCAGCUGCGGCCUCAGGCCAGGAACCUGCUGUGCAGCCUGGAGCUGGUGCGGACGGUGCUGCGGGAGCAGAGCCUGAGCCAGCCCGGCUCCUACCCAGAGCCCGUCCGGGCUGUGCUUGUCCAGUUCGACCGGCUCUUCGCAGAGUUUGAGCUCAGCUAUGUGUCCUCACUGGUGGCAGUGAAGUCUCCCGAGGAGAUCUAUAGGCAGCAGGAGAUCAUCGUGCUCUUCUGUGAGACAGUGGAGAGAGCCCUGCGCCUGGGCUACCUGACCCAGGAGAUGAUCGAUGGCUACGAACCACUGCUGAUGUUCUCCAUCCCUCGCCUGGCCAUUAUUAGUGGCCUCCUCAUCUACCCCGAGGGUCCCCUCAGCCUGGAGCGGAGCUCUGAGCAGAUGUCCCGAGUCUUCAGCCCCUUCUACAACCUCCUGAAGAAGAUCAGGGACUUGCUGCGGGUGCUGUCGGUGGAGGAGCUCUGCCUGCUGGAGAGGAGCCUGUGCAAAGCCGAACCAGAGGAUCCCUGCGGUCCAGCCACCCCACCAGCUUGGGGGGCAGCUGUGCCCAGAGCGGACACCCCUGCUCCUUGGGGUCUCCUGGAGGUCCCCCACGUCACCCCACCACCCCCCACCUGCAUGGCGCGGCUGGGACCCCCUGGCACGGUGGACAACCUGGGCACCAAUUGGCAGUGGGGCCCCCAGCCUCCUGGGAGCAGCCCAGGGACAGGGCUCAAUGCCCCUACAGGUGCCUGCUGCUUGGAGCUGCGCUCCCGCUACAGCAGCACCAAGGACAUGCUGCACACUCUCUUCGUCUGCAUCUCGGGGGUGGCCGAUCAGCUCCAGACCAACUUUGCCAGCGACCUGCGGAGCAUCUUGAAAACAGUCUUCAAGAUCAUCACCUCGCAGGCGGAGCCAUCGGAGGAGCCAAGUGCCAGCCGGGUGGCCGAUCAGCUCCAGACCAACUUUGCCAGCGACCUGCGGAGCAUCUUGAAAACAGUCUUCAAGAUCAUCACCUCGCAGGCGGAGCCAUCGGAGGAGCCAAGUGCCAGCCAGGAAGAGGACGGUGACCUGUGUGCAGCAGAUACUUCUCGCGUGGCUGACUGCCCCCUGUGCUCCAGCCCCACGGAUGCUGCUGGGCUCCAGAGGGCAG